CUGUGGGUUUGUACAACCGCUGAUACAAGAUCUUCUCGGCUCACAAGUUUUCUAUCAUGGCGUAAAUGAUGUAACUAAAUUUCGACUCUUCCUUGUUUUUCUUCUAAUAUUCUGAAAUCUGAUUAAGAAAAUGAACCUCCGUAUGCUACUAAGAUUUUUGAAUGAUCAGCAUUUAGUGGAAAGGCUGGCAAACACCUCUGUGAUCCGGCGUUUUGCACAGCUAACACACUACUCUUAUUUAAGAGCAACAUCCUGGGGAAAUAAGUCUCUUGAAAAGCUCUCAGAAGCUAGCAAGACACAAGAAGAGGGCAGGGCCAGUACCACAGGGAGGCUUGUGUCUUUUUCAAAGAGAUUUAUGGAGAACAUUCAGAGAGAAAUUGAAGGAAAAGCCAGUGGUGGAAGGGGACCUUAUAACUAGUCAAUCACCUUUUCUCGAGCAAGGUCAAGAAACUGCUGUUACCAAUAGGGCAUGGUGAUGGACAGUGGAGGUCAAAUGAACAUUUACCUGGGUAAUAAUGUAGGUGAUUAUGGAGAUUUGCUGUGUAAUACUUAAUAGGGGCCUUGCCCUAAGAGAUCAUGUGCCUUUUUGGGUGGCAAACUAGCACACACUCAGGUUUUUAGAGGCAAAAUAGCAGCAAGAAAAAGCAACUUAUUCUUAUUUAGGGCUGCCGUAUAAAACAAGAAAGUUUUUCUUUCAGAAAAGGGUUGUUCUGGCUUUAAAAAAAUAAAAGUGUUUACUUGA
Molecule: messenger RNA, 742 nt
Organism: Nematostella vectensis (starlet sea anemone)
Lineage: Eukaryota; Metazoa; Cnidaria; Anthozoa; Actiniaria; Edwardsiidae
Exons: 4
Coding region: 131-418 (95 amino acids)
Source: RefSeq, a predicted model, not a curated record